Drepanopeziza brunnea f. sp. 'multigermtubi' MB_m1 is the source of this 1035-nucleotide messenger RNA. RefSeq lists its product as uncharacterized. Lineage: Eukaryota; Fungi; Ascomycota; Leotiomycetes; Helotiales; Drepanopezizaceae. The record is from RefSeq and is a predicted model, not a curated record.
AUGGCCCCCAAAGGAAGCGUAUUUCUGCUUGGCCCGGGCUUUAUCGGUCUCGAGAUCCUCGCCGAGCUGCUCAGAGAAGGCUACGAGGUCACGACGCUCGUCCGGAGGCCGGAGGCCGCGGCGGAGCUGAAGACCCGGGGAAGCAAGACCGUCCUGGGAAACCUGGACGACCACGACAUCAUCGCCGCCACGGCGGCCCGCUCCAACAUCGUCAUCCACACGGCGACGGCCGACCACCAGCCCUCCGCAGAGGCCGUCUUGGACGGGAUCGCGAAGCGCAAAGCCGCGGGGGAGAGCACCAUCUACAUCCAUACGAGCGGCUGCAGCGAGCUCACCGACAAGGCCGACGGCGCCUUCAAGAGCGACCAGAUCUACGAAGAUGACCGACCCGCGGAUAUCGACGCCAUCGACGACGCGGCGCCGCACCGCAUGGUCGACCUCGCAAUCCUCUCGCGACGCCGGGAGCUGGGCGCCGGGGCCAAGAUCUCCAUCGUCCUCCCGCCCGUCAUCUACGGCCUCGGCAAGGCGUCGGGCAAGCUGUCCAUCCAGAUCCCCACCAUGGCGCGCUUUGCCCGCAAGCACGGCUACGCGGGCUACGUGGGCAAGGGUCUCGCGGUCUGGGGCCAGGUGCACGUGACGGACCUCGCGCGCGGGUACCUGACCAUCCUGCACUGGAUGGAGGCGACGGAUGGCGAGCGGGUGCUCGAGAACCCCUACUGGUUCAUCGAGAACGGGGAGGAGCUCUCGUGGAAGGAGAUGGCGGCAGCCGUGGGGCAGGCGCUGGUUGCCGCGGGCGAGAUAGCCGAUGCGGCGCCGAGGGAGAUUCCCGCCGAGCUGUACGGGGAUCUGUUUGGGGAGUGGUCGAUGGCCGUGGUGGGCGAGAAUGCCCGGAAUCGCGCGAAUCGGCUGCGGGCGCUGGGGUGGAAGCCGCAGGAGAAGUCGACUUUUGAGUCGUUAAGGGACGACGAGAUCCCGGUGAUUAUGGCCGAAGACACUGCAGCGUACAAGGGCUACGCGAAGGCCGUGGCUUCUUGA